CUGCCGGUGAACCGGAUGCGCUGUCAGUCUCCUCCUCCGCGUCCUUAGCCUCCACCCAGCUCCCUGGAGAAGCCGCUGCCACCCUGAGGCCUUGGCCAAGAGGCUGCUGGCGACUGGCCCGGCGGGCGCGGGCACGGUAGGAGCUGGGCGCGCACGGCUACCGCGCGUGGAGGAGACACAGCCCUGCGGCCAUGGGUGCCAGGGCCGCUCCUUCACGCAGGAGACAAGCGGGCCGCAGGUUGCGCUACCUGCCUACAGGCAGCUUUCCCUUCCUCCUCUUGCUGCUGCUGCUCUGCAUCCAGCUCGGGGGCGGACAGAAGAAAAAGGAGAACCUUUUGGCUGAAAAAGUAGAACAGCUGAUGGAAUGGAGUUCCAGGCGCUCGAUCUUCCGAAUGAAUGGCGACAAGUUCCGGAAGUUCGUAAAGGCCCCACCUCGAAACUACUCUAUGAUUGUUAUGUUCACUGCUCUCCAGCCUCAGCGGCAAUGUUCUGUCUGCAGGCAAGCUAAUGAGGAAUAUCAAAUCCUGGCUAAUUCCUGGCGUUAUUCAUCUGCUUCCUGCAACAAACUGUUCUUUGGAAUGGUGGACUAUGAUGAAGGAACAGAUGUUUUCCAGCAGCUCAACAUGAACUCUGCUCCCACAUUCAUGCAUUUUCCCUCCAAAGGCAGACCCAAGAGAGCAGAUACUUUUGACCUUCAACGAAUUGGAUUUGCAGCUGAACAGCUAGCAAAAUGGAUUGCAGACAGAACGGAUGUCCAUAUUCGAGUUUUCAGGCCACCCAACUACUCCGGCACCAUUGCUCUGGCCCUGUUAGUAUCGCUGGUUGGUGGCUUGCUCUAUCUAAGGAGGAACAACUUGGAGUUUAUCUAUAACAAGACUGGUUGGGCCAUGGUAUCUCUGAGCUACAUUCAUGGGAGCAGCCAGGCUCAGUUUGUGGCAGAGUCACACAUCAUUCUGGUACUGAAUGCUGCUAUCACCAUGGGGAUGGUUCUUCUAAAUGAAGCAGCAACUUCCAAAGGGGAUGUCGGAAAAAGACGGAUAAUAUGCCUCGUGGGAUUAGGCCUGGUGGUCUUCUUCUUCAGUUUCCUACUUUCAAUAUUCCGUUCAAAGUAUCACGGCUAUCCAUACAGCUUUUUAAUUAAAUGAAGCCAAGUAGGAUUCACAUACAGUGAGUUUCCUGUGAAGAGAAGCUGUUCCACACAUUUUCUUAUUUGGAAUUGUUGGAUUCAUUCUCUGUUGAUUGUGAUACGCUAGCUUAUUCUUGUAUGAUUUUUUUAAACUGUGGAUUUUCCUAAAAAAUUUAAUUUAUAGAAGUGGAUAUGUAAUAUUGAGUAAUCCACAAUGGAACAUCAAGUGUUUUCCAGUAUUCAGUGUAUGCUACAGGAGUGAAAUAAAUAACAAUGUAACUAUGAAAAUGUGUUUUAGAACUGUUUGCCCUUUAGUAAAGGAACCACAUGUUAGUAAAGGAAUCCGUGGAAUGUAUGUAAAAGAAUUAUUAGCAUUGUACAAGGCUAGACCAUAUGCAUGAAAUGUGUCGUGUGGACAUUCUUACUGCUGUUUCUCUUAUAAAGGACAUGCACUGUUACAAACGUGUGUCUUAUUCUUGCUGCAAGUAGAUCAUGAGUCACAAAGGACAAAGAGCUGGGUAAACAUUAAUGUCAGGUUUCGUUACAAGAACCCACAUCAGGUGACUUAGAACCAGUUCCAGGGCUCUCUAUAACCUACUUUAAAUCCUCAGGUUGCAUACCCAUUUGUUGACAGAUCUAUCUCUAGAUAGAUAGAUAGAUAGAUAGAUAGAUAGAUAGAUAGAUAGAGAUAUGAGUGCAGAAAUAGGCACAAAGAAUUAAUCAUCAUCUUUGAUCAUCAAACCAUCCUAACAAGAAAGGCAUGUCAACUAAUAAUAAUUGGGAUGUCUUGUUCUUGUUCCCUGACUUUAACGAGUCCCUUACUCAACCUUGUGCCUUUCUGAACUUUAUAUUGUUUCCAAGUUGUUUUUUUUAGCUAAAAUCCAUUAACAAAACAUCUUAACCUAGCCUUCAGUCAUAUUUAAAGCUUUGUUUUAGCUAUGAUGUACACCAAAACUCAUGAACACAAUUCUUAACAAUUAAGACUUAAAAAAAAAUGUGAACUAACUCAGCUUCUGGGACACAAUUGUUUUUCUUAAUCAUUAGCCUAAGUUGUUGGGAGCUGUGAACCCCCACAUCCUGAAACAACUUAUUUUCCCCUUAUCUGAGUGCCUACAGCUGCUCUGCACGAGACCCUCAGGAG
This is a messenger RNA of Microtus oregoni (creeping vole), 2267 nucleotides long. It is a transcript of the gene Tusc3, whose product is annotated as tumor suppressor candidate 3. Gene Ontology annotation, cellular component: oligosaccharyltransferase complex. Bases 192 to 1145 code for a protein of 317 amino acids. The transcript has 9 exons. Lineage: Eukaryota; Metazoa; Chordata; Mammalia; Rodentia; Cricetidae. The record is from RefSeq and is a predicted model, not a curated record.